Camellia sinensis is the source of this 831-nucleotide messenger RNA. NCBI's taxonomy places the organism in Eukaryota, Viridiplantae, Streptophyta, Magnoliopsida, Ericales, Theaceae. The record is from RefSeq and is a predicted model, not a curated record.
AUGGAGGACCUAGUAGCAGCUGGGCACCUCCGGGAUUACAUUGAUCAGGAUAAGGAAGUGACCGAAUCGAGGAACCCACCACCAAAACUGAAUAUUGAGCACCCACCUCGGUUGAUAAUAAAUGUGAUCCAUGGAACAGCGACUCAGGAACCUGAGGAGACACUGAAAGAAGAGAUUGCUAAGGCUAUGCAAAUUCAGCAGGUCAUGUCAGUAGAGCCUGCAUCGAAAAAGGUACGCACGGUAUCCAAAUCCCCUUUGUGCACUGUUUUAUUUACUAGAAAAGAUUUAGAAGAUCAAGGCAGUGCAGCAGACAUAUUGUAUUAUGACUUGUUCAGAAAGCUUGGUCUCUCCGAACAACACUUCAUCCCAGCGGCAACUCUGUUAGUAGGCUUCAACUCACAACCAGAAUGGCCGCUUGGCAGAAUAGUGUUUCCAGUUGUGGCAGGAACAAAAACCUUCCAGAUAGAGUUUCUAGUUAUUAAUACACCAUCCCCUUACAACGCCAUACUUGGUCGUCCAUGGAUUCAUCAAAUGGAGGCAGUCCCUUCAACCUACCACCAGCUCAUCCAUUUCCCAACGGAAUACGGAGUAGAGCAGAUCUCAGGGGAUCAAGUUGCGUCCAAACAUUGCUUCAUAGCGGUACUAAAGGCAAAGCAACUCUGCAACCGGGUACAAACAGUGGAACUGGCUGAACAGCCAGUCUUGGAAGAUGUAGGGAGAGCCCCAGAGGAAAAGAUAGUAGAGGAUUUGGAGAAAGUCCUGGUAAAUAAAGAUGAUCCAGAAAAGUACUUCCUUAUCGGUACCUCGCUAGGCGCUGAUGAGAAACUUUAG